AUGACAUUCAAGACUCCUAUUGGUAUGUCCCCAUAUAAGUUAGUCUAUGGUAAAGCCUGUCACUUUCCAGAUGAGUUGGAGCAAAAAGCAUAUUGGGCAACAAAGUUCCUAAACUUUGAUGCCAAGGCCGUAGAAGAGAAGAGGCUCUUUCAACUGAAUGAGCUUGAUAAAUUCAGAAAUUUAGCUUGUGAGAAUUCCAAGCUCUAUAAGAAAAAGGCCAAGGUGUGGCAUGACAAGAAGAUAGCCACCAAAACUUUUGAGCCAGGUCAGAAAGUCUUAUUAUUCAACUCGAAACUCAAGCUCUUCCCCGAAAAGCUGAAGUCCCAGUGGUCAGGACCGUUUGUAGUGACUAGAGUGUCACAGUUUAGUCAUGUGGAAUUUCAGGAAGAAAACUCAGAUAGAAGGUUCACUGUUAAUAGCCAUAGGCUGAAGCACUAUCUUGGAGGCGAGGUUGAUUGCCAGAGGUCUACUCAGCUGCUAACUUAG
Molecule: messenger RNA, 486 nt
Organism: Arachis ipaensis
Lineage: Eukaryota; Viridiplantae; Streptophyta; Magnoliopsida; Fabales; Fabaceae
Source: RefSeq, a predicted model, not a curated record